AUGAGCGGCUGCGCUCCAAUGCCCUCCUCGGUGCGAAAUCAGAUCUCCAAAGUCAGUUUUCGGAAUCUUGUUGUGCUCGUAAACCGAGAGCUGCAUGCAGAGUCACAUCAGAACCCAAGGAAGAGUAACGGCCGCUGGCUUGCCUGGGGUUGGGAGCUGGGUCCACGUGGAUCCGUGGAAGCAGUGAGCUCUGUCGCUGCACCGCAGACCUGCCGCCCCUUGCCCUGCCGCCUGCUGCCGCGAGGUCAACGAGUGAUCUUGGUGUUGCAUUUGCUACGGGAUGGCUCGAGGAUGCAGCUGGAGCUUGCAGCGCUCACCAUCUCCUCGAAAUGGCAUUGGCAUUUUCUGGGUGCACACUCAUUUGCAGCACCUCCGAGCGACGAGGACUCACCCGUCAAGGACGCAGCCUUCAACUUUCGGCCUGCGGUUUCGACAGACAUCGGCGCAACAGUGAGGGUAUUAGCUUCCGAUGCUUUUGCCUUCACUUCCUGGCUUGCUAGCUGUUCCCUUGGGGUAGAUGCCGAUGCGUGA
Messenger RNA from Symbiodinium pilosum, 531 nucleotides. NCBI's taxonomy places the organism in Eukaryota, Dinophyceae, Suessiales, Symbiodiniaceae. The record is from the annotation of a GenBank genome assembly.